Molecule: messenger RNA, 1833 nt
Organism: Malania oleifera
Lineage: Eukaryota; Viridiplantae; Streptophyta; Magnoliopsida; Santalales; Ximeniaceae
Product: GDSL esterase/lipase At4g16230-like
Exons: 6
Coding region: 503-1744 (413 amino acids)
Biological process (GO): lipid metabolic process
Molecular function (GO): lipase activity
Source: RefSeq, a predicted model, not a curated record
ACUUGAACAGAUGCAACAAUUAAAGCCCUAAGGGAAGUGAUUUAAGAUGUUUUUGCUGUUGGAAGCUUCGAUUUUAUAUUCCACAAUUAAUUUGCUUUCCUCUUUUAUACCCAACCCGUGCCUACUGAUUGAACCUGCUGAUAUAUAUAGAGAUUUUUGUUCCAAGUGAGCCAGGAACAAACGUGGGUGUUUGAAUAUGUUGUCCCAAUUUUCAUGCUUCCAGUCAUUUGAAUCCUAGAUUUUCUUUUUUAUGCUACUUUUUUAUGUGGACAAUCGAAAUUUGAGCAACCCAUUUCCGUAAAUUGGUUCUUAGGCUAUUUCGCUUCUGUCGUUUGCAUCAUCUUCUGAGCAACAUCUGUCGAUCCCAUGAGAUAUUCAAGGGAUUGCAGACAUUUCAGAUUUUGAGUUCAGUUUCUGCUGACUUGGAUUCUUCCAUCAUCUUCCUUGCUUCAGUGUGUUCAUCAACAAUUGGAUAAUUUAGAAUAAGACAUCAGAUUUGGUGAUGGAUACUCUAGCAGAUAGAAAAAUUAUAGCUGUGAUAAUGUCCCUAAUGCAUAUUGUGUUUGCCUUGCUGGGGAUUUGUAAGGCAGACAAUAAAACUCCUGCUAUUUUUGUCUUUGGAGAUUCUUUGGUUGAUGCUGGAAACAACAACUACUUAUUCACCAUCGCUAAGGCCAAUGUCAAGCCCAAUGGAAUUGACUUUGGGAGGCCAACCGGGCGAUUCACAAAUGGAAGAACAAUUGUGGAUAUUAUAGUUUCUUUCUUCCUUCCUUUCUUUGACUUUGGGCCAACCGGGCGAUUCACAAAUGGAAGAACAAUUCCUCCUUCUUUCUUCCUUUCUUUUUUUGACGUUACUUUCAUUCGUGGAUUUGUUACCACAGGUCAGGAAUUGGGUUUGAAAGAUUUCAUUCCUCCUUACUUGGAUCCAACAACAGUUGGUGAAGCGGUUCUGCAGGGUGUCAAUUAUGCCUCAAGCACCGGUGGAAUUUUAAAACAGACUGGGUUUUUUUUUUUCGGCCGAAUCAACAUGGAUGAGCAGAUUGAUUACUUCGUGAAGACCAGGCAAGACAUAAUCUCGAUGAUCGGUGCUCCAGCAGCCCAGAAUCUGUUGAAUAAGGCUCUAUUUACAAUUACAAUUGGCUCAAAUGACUUCAUGAAUAAGUACACAUUGCCCAUUGGCUCAAUUAGCGAGCGGAUAGUCGCAUCUACAGAGACCAUUGUGGCCAUCCUGAUUUCAAAAUACAGGCUCCAAGUUACUAGGCUCUACGAUUUGGAUGCUCGAAAGUUCCUUGUGACUAGCAUAGCACCUAUUGGGUGCAUCCCAUUUAUGAGGGACACUAAUUCUUUUGCCGGAUCAGACAAUUGUGUUGGAAAAUCCAAUCAGGUAGUCCAGUUAUUCAACACCCGGUUGAAGAGCCUCGUCGUCGAGCUUACUGCUAACCUCGAGGGAUCGAAGUUUGUUUAUGCAGAUGGUUACCACAUUCUAGAUGAUAUGAUCCGAAACUAUAAGGAAUAUGGUUUUGAGAAUGCAGAUUCUGCGUGCUGCCGUCUAGUAGGCCGCCACGGAGGCCUCUUCCCUUGUAAUCCUAUUUCUAAACUUUGUCCAGACCGGUCGAAGUAUUUGUUCUGGGACUUAUUCCAUCCUUCUGAUGCUGCUAACCUAAUCAUCACAAAGCGCCUAAUGUAUGGAAACGACUCGAGGGAUGUUUGGCCUAUGAAUAUUAGGCAACUUGUUGAAAGUUGAAACAUGAUUCUAUUGAUCAGAACACAAACCUCUUAAUCUCUUAAGGAGUGUUAUCCCUGCAGUUGUGCUAAAUUUGUGUUUUGGGUUGA